This is a messenger RNA of Encephalitozoon romaleae SJ-2008, 420 nucleotides long. RefSeq lists its product as hypothetical. The record is from RefSeq and is a predicted model, not a curated record. Lineage: Eukaryota; Fungi; Microsporidia; Unikaryonidae. Bases 1 to 420 code for a protein of 139 amino acids. The transcript has a single exon.
AUGGAGUCGAUCACUAAGGAGACAAGAUUCAACGAGCUUCCACAGCAGAUAAAGCAGAAGCUUAUCAACAUAUACAGGAGUUCUCAUCAACAAUACUUGUCCAUGGAAAUGCUAAAACCGACUAAGUUUAAUCUUUUGUAUUCACAGACACAAGACUUGCAGACAAGGAACCUACAGAAAAAUUUUAAGCUUCUUGUGGAAAGUGCGGAGAAGCUAAAGAGAAUGUGGAAUCUCAACAAGGAUGAAGCCGACUUUCGGUACUUACAUGAAAACCUGAAGAAAGCAUUAGAGGAGCUCAAAGAGGAGGUAAUGCUAUACAAAAAGAAUGAGGAAAAUAGGGAGUUUCUUGACGAGAUUACGAUGACAUAUGCAAUGCUCAGGAACAAGCUUGAAAGCCUUACGAAAGAAAAAAGAAUGUAG